CGUGUCAUCAGUUAACAAAGUGAACUUGUUGCAUUCACAAUGAUUUACAGACCGGAGAACACCUACGAUGCGGAGCGCAGAAUCUGGAAUGGUCAGCAGGAACAUGAAUAUUUUGCACCCGAUCUAUCCAUUGGACACAUCAUUUUUCACGAAAUGCGACGUCAUCCGAAGCUGAUAGCUCAAAUCUCAGACACUGAAAAUACUGUGUUGACCCGGGAGGAGCUCCAUUUAAACUCGAUGCGCGUGGCCAGUUAUAUGAGAUCUUUGGGCUUGCAACAAUCGGACAUUGUGGGAAUCAUAGCAAGAAAUACUACGCACAUCUUUGCCGUGGCCUAUGCCUGUUUUUUCAAUGGGAUUGCCUUCCACUCCCUCAACGUCUCCUACGAACAGGCGACCAUUGAGAAGCUAUUUGAUAUUACGAAGCCGCGUUUAAUAUUUUGCGAUGGUGAAGACUAUGAGAAAGUGAAAUUGGCCACGGAAGACUUAAACGUGAAGAUUAUUACAAUGCGUAACCAUCAGAUCGGAUCCAUUAGCAUUGAGGAAGUGCUGGCUACGCCUGUGGAACCAAACUUCGAACCCUCUCGUCUUGAGCAGGGAAAUAAUCAAACCCUGGCCAUUCUCUGUUCUUCAGGCACCACGGGCAUACCCAAAGCAGUGACCAUCACGAACAGUCGCAAGAUCUUAAACAGCACCAAUUACUUGACUACCGAUGACGUUCAGUUUUCACUGAGCUCUCUAGAUUGGGUGACAGGAUUGCUUACAGCAAUAAGUUCAGGAGUGUACAGCACGAAACGAAUUAUAAGUACAAAACCCUUAGAUCCUGUGGAUUUUCUGCGAAUCAUCGAGGAGCACAACGUCACGUGGAUAUUACAGGCACCUUCACACAUGGCGAUGUUGGUUAAUUGCGCGGAGUUCGAAAAAGCAAAUCUGCAAAGUAUUCGCUUCUAUCUGUAUGGAGGAAGUCGUUGCUCCUUAGAGGUACAACAACGCCUACGAAGGCAUCUGCGGAACGACUGCCUUCAUUUGGUGUACGGAUUCACGGAGGCGGGCAGCAUGGUGGCCAUGAACUGCAACUUUGAUGAAAAGCCCAAUUCCGUAGGUCGUUUGGGAGACGGUUAUAAGCUUAAGAUAUUGAACGAAAGGGGAGAGGCUGUCGGACCGAACGAAGUGGGAGAGAUAUGCGUUUAUAGUGGCCAAUAUUGGGCCGGCUAUUAUGGAAAUCCCGAGGAAACUCAUAAUAUAUGCGACUCAGAGUUGUGGAUGCACACUGGCGACUUGGGCUACAUGGAUGACGAUUGUUUUCUCUACGUAGUUGAUCGAAAAAAAGAUAUGCUUAAGUACCAGAAUAUAAUGUACUAUCCCCAUGAACUCGAAGAGGUCAUCUCCAAGAUGCCAGAUGUGGCAGAAGUCUGUGUCUUUGGAAUUUGGGAUGAUACCAAUGGUGACGAGGCGGCUGCUGCCGUGGUCAAGAAGAUCGGCACAAAUAUACAAGCCAAGGAUGUGGUGGACUAUGUGCAAAAGCAUAUCACUGCAAGUUACAAGCAUUUGCAUGCAGGUGCCAUCAUUGUAGACGAUCUCCAGCGGAGUGCCAAUGGCAAAACCAAUCGGCAAGCCACAAAGAAUUAUUUUAUAAAAGUUAAGAACAAGUGACAAAACGCAUACUGAAUUAAAAAAAUAAAACUUCAAAAAUGCACAUAUUUAA
Molecule: messenger RNA, 1702 nt
Organism: Drosophila virilis
Lineage: Eukaryota; Metazoa; Arthropoda; Insecta; Diptera; Drosophilidae
Product: luciferin 4-monooxygenase
Biological process (GO): fatty-acyl-CoA biosynthetic process; long-chain fatty acid metabolic process
Molecular function (GO): long-chain fatty acid-CoA ligase activity
Source: RefSeq, a predicted model, not a curated record